Molecule: messenger RNA, 1974 nt
Organism: Lachancea sp. 'fantastica'
Lineage: Eukaryota; Fungi; Ascomycota; Saccharomycetes; Saccharomycetales; Saccharomycetaceae
Source: the annotation of a GenBank genome assembly
AUGGCAACGUUUGACCACGAUUCGCACAAGAAGCGCCGCGAGGCAGGACAAAAACUGCUAGAUGCGAUCGAGGACUCGUCAACUGAAGCGCUGUGGCGGAUGUACUCUGGUGCAAGAGCUUCGCUGCCGUACCGGGAUCGUAUGUCGAACUUGACAUGGCGCAUGUUGGGCCUGCGUGUGAAAACCAUGCUAACGGCGCGCACUACAACAGCUACAGGAAAAACUCCAUCAGACUCUUUCGACUAUAUGACAGAAGUCCGCGCCAAUCCUAUCGUCGGCGAAAUGCCUUCUACAAAACCACAACCAUCGGCAAGUAUCCCGGUGACCACCGCCGAUGACCUAAACAGCAAUGGUAAUCUUUAUGGGCUUGAUUCCCACGCUCAAUACGGCUCCUUUACGGCUUUCGAUCAGCACGUUGGAUUUAUGGCCGAUCUCGACUCCGACCAUUUCGGGGUUAUAGGCAGCCACCAACGCGACGAAGAUGAAGAAGAUGAAGAUACAGAGUUACGCGGGGCGGCUCCAUACUCAUCGCCAGCACUAGUAAGCGAUAGCGGGGUUUCUUCCGCCGGAGGGAACAACAACAAUAACAUUGACAUCAGCACCACUGGAUCGUUCACACCCGUACCAACGUCCUUCUCACACAUGGAUGAUUCUUCUGUACCCUCCUUUGCCAAUGCCUUUUCAUCCUCUGCCAUCACAAAUCCGCAGUCUUAUUUCGACGAACAAGACUUUUUACGUCCUCUCAACGAAUCGCAUGAUGUUCUUGCUGCCACGAUGCCGCCACUCCAUGCUUCGAAUUCACAGGUGUCUCUGCCCGACUUGUACGAUAGAAAUUCAAACAUCACUCCAAUAUCUAUUGCAAGGCCAAACUCCGCUUGGCAAGGUCACACCGGCACCAUGGGAUCUGCUUCACCAAGUUCGUCAGUACUAAUUGCCUCGUCGUUGCCCAACCCGCAACCCUUGCGGCGCACUACUAAUGUUAAUGCUGUGAGAAAGAAGCAAAUCAAAACAUCAAAUUCAAGAAGGAGUAGUUCAAGUUUUGCACCCAUUAAGCCUGGGAACGCGGUUUUGUCCACAAGCGUAACUCAGGACAAUGGAGGAGCUACUUCUGCACAAACUGCUCGAAGACCAGUAUCUGCGGGUAGCGGGGCGAACGCAGCCAAAGCAGAAACGCAGUGCAACAACUGUAACACCAAGACUACACCUCUUUGGAGAAGAGACCCCGAGGGUAAUCCCCUGUGUAACGCUUGCGGGCUUUUUCUGAAACUACACGGUGUGGUGCGGCCGCUGUCGCUGAAAACAGAUGUUAUCAAAAAGCGUCAAAGAACUACUAGCAAGCCUCCUGGUCAAUCGACAACCACUUUCAAGGACGAUUCAUUUUCGAAAGACGCAGUACCGAGGGCUAGGAGGCCCCCUGCAAAGAAGAAAAUAUCGUCAACCAGUAUUCUGGAUGCGUCACAACCGGCUUCUUCUAUUGUCCCACAGGGUUCUGUUGCGAGAAGAAAAAUCAAAGCGAGUUCAAAUGGUAGAGAUGUCGAUAGUACUGCAAGCAGCGAAAGCGGGUCAGGAACCCCUACUCCGGCUACAACCUCAUCAACUGAGGCACAACACUCUUUACCGAGAGCGCUAUCCAUCAAUCCUUCUGAAAUGGAAGUCGAUUCCCAUUCGAUGAAUCCGGAUGCCGGUCGACUAGGACUGGCCAACCCGAACCCUAACGGCGGCGGUCUUGACAUUUUUCUAAACCAGUGGUCCCAUUCUCAACCCUCCGAUCAGCGAACCCCAGAUGGUGACGUUUUUGACGAGGCUACAAUUCAACCUGUCGCCAAGACCGAGAAUUCCUUGAAUUUUACCAUGAACCCGGCCAACGCGGCUGGCGACCAGUCGACGCUGAUGACUGAGGGCAUGGUCCCUACGGACACAAAAAAGAAUGCCGGCGACAAUGCAAAUUGGGAGUGGCUGACUUUGAGUCUCUGA